Molecule: messenger RNA, 2841 nt
Organism: Astyanax mexicanus (Mexican tetra)
Lineage: Eukaryota; Metazoa; Chordata; Actinopteri; Characiformes; Acestrorhamphidae
Gene: bub1ba
Product: BUB1 mitotic checkpoint serine/threonine kinase Ba
Exons: 16
Coding region: 100-2028 (642 amino acids)
Biological process (GO): mitotic spindle assembly checkpoint signaling; meiotic sister chromatid cohesion, centromeric
Molecular function (GO): protein kinase activity
Source: RefSeq, a predicted model, not a curated record
CCAUCACGUGACCAUUUUGAAUUUAGCCCUCGAAGUUUGUGCGUGUGAUCGUAUUAUAACUAUCACAGGUCCGCUGGUGAAACCGGCCUUAAAUCAGACAUGGAGAAGGAUCCGGCGGGUGUUCAGACUCAGAGGAGCUGCCGUUUCAACCCUGUGGAGAGAGUGAUCCCGUCAUCAGGGAAUGGACCUCAGGAAGAGCAUGAUGCCCGACAUCAAGAGCAGCCUGGAAAUGUUCAGGCCAUGUACUGUUUGGAACUUGUCUCAGGAGGAGACACAGAGUUCUCCUUUGAGGAGCUGCGUGCCCAGCGCUAUUUUAAACAGCUAAAUGAAAAAGUCCUAAAACUGACCCAAGUUAAACAGGAUCUGAAAGCUCAGAUUGAGCACAAACAGAAACUUAUCCAAGAGAGAAAUGGCACAAACCAACAUCAGAUGCCUGAAGUUAGAAGUGUUUCUGUUGGUUCGAUUGAGUCGGCGGCGCCAAAGAUUUAUAGUGAGCCUGAAGUGUCAAGCAACGGUGCGAUGAAAAACAAUAUUAUAAGGAAAGACGAAGACAUAGGAAAAAGUAGAAAUUCCUUCAAACAAAAUAGUUCCCAAGUAUCAAAACCUUUUACUGUGUACGAGAGACCAAAAACAAGGUCCUUUUCAGCUAGUCAUAAGGCUUUGACGCUGCCCACGCCCAUUCUGAAAUCUAGACAGCGUGUAUCAGAAGGUCCCAGUGACAAAGAUGCCUCUAUCUCUUGCUCUGAGGAGGCUAUCAUUAAUGGCCACUGGAAUAAGACCCUUUGUAAAAGUCCAGAUGACACUUAUGAUUUUGCUCACGCUGCUCAACUGGCCUCUACUCCGUUUGGGGGAACUGUAAGACAAAACACCUCUGAAGGAGGCUUAACAGAGGACUCUAAAGCCCUCAACAAAACUGCCUCUGUGAUCUUCAAAGAGCCAAAAUCUGAUGUCAUAGCUGAACCAAAGAAGCUAAGCCCGAUUGAAGAAAUCAGCCAUGAUUGGAGUAAUAACACCUAUUCUGCAGAGCCUGAAGCACAGGGAAGAGCCACAGCCUCAGAGAAUACAAAGGUUGAUCAAUCUACUUCAAGAAGGACAGAAACAACUCCUGUUCUUGAGGUCAAUCCCUGUAGCCUGACUGUGAGACAAGCACUGCUUGCAAACUUGGACCUGGGUGAGUUUGUCUGCUUCAACAGAAAGGCUGGACCUCUGCCAGAGCCUAAAGAUGACCUACAUCUUGAUGGUGAAACAUUGUUCUUUCGCGAAAAAAAGGGAGACCUGGACAAAUAUGUAUAUUGUUCGAGUGGUGGUAAUGUGCUUGUUAAGGUGGAUGAAUCUGCAGUACCCUGGGAUUUCUACAUUAGCUCCCAACUGAGAGCCAGGCUGCCUUCCAAGCUUCAGCAUUGUCAUGCUCAAAGCACCUGCUACCUCUAUGAGAACGGCUCUUUCACAGUCUGGAAGGUUCCUCAGGGGAAGACUAUUCAGGACCUAUUAGAGGAGGGUCUAGAUAGACGGGAAGUUCCACUUUUGGCUGUCCAAUUGCUGGAAAUGGUGAAACAGAUGCAUUCAUGUCGACUCGUUCAUGGAGCUUUGAGGACAGAUGAGCUAAUGCUGUGCAAUAGCUGUGAAGACAGUGUUGUUAUAGGGACAGAUUUCUCCAGCUCAUUGGAUCUUGAGCUACAGCCUGAGGUGAAAACAGUGCAAGCCCUUCCAUCUGCUCAGAAGUACAUUAGCCAAGGCUUAAUGUUGCCCACUGCCUCUCCUUACCAGGUUGAUCUGUGCGGCAUUGCAGAAAUAGUGCAUUUGUUAUUGGUUGGAAAUAACAUGAAGUUUGUUAAGGAAGACUGUUACUGGAGAUUGGCAGAUGACAUUGGAUGCAACAUCAGUGAACCCCUUGGUCUCAUGUGGGAAGAUUUUUUCCAUAACCUACUGAAUCCAGAGGACAAGCCAACAGAGUGUGUUUUGUCCAACCUCAUCAACAAACUAAAGAAUUCUCUCUUUGAAGACUUGGAGUGUCCUUUUUCUCUGUAAUCUGUGGUGUCUGUCUGUUUUUCUUUGCUCUUUUUUACUUUUUCUGUCAAAAAUAUAUUCUUUUGUCUCCUCAUGCAUUGUUAAACUUCUGAUCAAAAGAGUUUCUUAUGUAUUAAUUUUUAUGAAUACUUCAUAGCAAGUUGGCAAACAAUAUACAGUUACACUAAUGCUUAAUGAUUUUUAAGUAAGCUUUUUGUUUUAAAUUGAUAUUUUACUGUGUGCUGAAUGAAUUCUUUUAAUAAUGUUCAUUAAGAUGUGGCAUACUUAAAACGCUCAUUUCCCUUUUUUGGAAGAUUUUUAUUACUUUUUUUUUUUUUAGAAAUGUAAAAGUGUUAGGACAGAAUACGUUUUUGAUAUUCACUAUUUAUUGGAUCUAUAAAACGUGGAGUCGUAUGAGAAUUGAUCAUCAAGAUAUAAAUAAAUUUUAUGUAGAGGGAAUUAAUCAUUCCAGAGAAGAUAGUUCCACUGCUCUACAGCUCAGUGCUGGGGGAUUUAUACCACUCCAGCACAUGGCUGCUGUUGGAUAUGGUGCAAACAGGUUCAUGUUAAUCUGUUUAAGAGAGUACUGUUUGCAGUAUGCACAGUGAGUGCAACUUAAAGUAGCAAAAUACUAUGCUAUAUUUAUUACAAAGGAUUGUUUUAUGAAUAGUAUUUUUAAAAUACAUGUCCAGCUAUAAAAGGCAAAUUAAUAAAGUACUUUUUAGAAGUGGUAUAUGUUACAGAAUGUCUUUGAGUUCAUACUGUAUGCAUUUGUUUCAUAUACAAUGUGAUCCUACAUUCCUGUAAAUAAAUAAAAAACAUGAGAAAACAUGA